AUGCGUAACUUACAAGUAUUUGCAUUAGCCACAUGGUGUGCUGUCGUGCAGGCGAGUUAUAUUUACGGCGGUUAUAAGGGAAACCAGGCAGUGUUCUCAGAGUACAGCGGACAUGGAGUAGGCUUAUCAGGAUACGGUGAACACGGAGUACCACUGUCAGUUAGCACAGCACACGGAGUAGGGCUGAUAGGGCACACUGGACGUGGAGUAGACCUUUCGGGGACUGGAGGUUACGGGCACUACCAGGAUCAGAGUGAAUAUAACCACGGUUAUAUUAAGGGCAGCGGUCAUAACUCCUAUGCAAAAUACGAUUUCAACUACGCAGUCUCCGACCCGCACACUGGUGAUCAUAAGUCUCAGUGGGAGACACGAGAAGGAGAUGUUGUUAAAGGUGCAUAUUCCCUUCUCGAGCCAGAUGGCACCACCCGACUUGUCGAAUACACUGCUGACAAGUACGGUUUCCAUCCCGUGGUCAAGCGUAUCGGAGUAGCCAAACAUCCGCAGCCAUACUACAAGCCUCACGGCUAUUCUGGUUUUAACUUACACCACUAG
This is a messenger RNA of Arctia plantaginis, 552 nucleotides long. The record is from the annotation of a GenBank genome assembly. Lineage: Eukaryota; Metazoa; Arthropoda; Insecta; Lepidoptera; Erebidae.